This is a messenger RNA of Moesziomyces antarcticus, 1293 nucleotides long. RefSeq lists its product as uncharacterized. The transcript has a single exon. NCBI's taxonomy places the organism in Eukaryota, Fungi, Basidiomycota, Ustilaginomycetes, Ustilaginales, Ustilaginaceae. The record is from RefSeq and is a predicted model, not a curated record. Bases 1 to 1293 code for a protein of 430 amino acids.
AUGUCGGCCUUCCACUCCACCGCCUUAUCGCGCCCGAGCCUCGGCCAUCGCUCCAUCUCGGAACAGGCGCCUCUCUACGACCCCUCCAGCACUGCGCACGCCGGCUCGCGUCUCCGCGGCUCCAAAGCCACCAGCGGCUCCGUCACCAAGACCGGCUCUCAUCUGCCCUUCUCUCCCCUGCUUCCCCUCCCUCCCGUCGUGGACAUCAAGCUCCACGAAGCCGAACGGGAGCUCGCCGAUGACGAGCAAGCAGAAAACUGUGCACCCAACAUGUUCCCAGGACACAACCGUCCGUCAGUCGGCCCCAGUGCCCUCGCCACCCGCCGCCAAGCGCGUCGAGGCGUGUCCGAGGGCUUCGCCGCUUUGCAUCCGCACCAGCUCGCUGGCAAUCGCGCCGGCCUGGCUGUGCAGCCUGCCGUCUUGACUCCUGGCGGCAAAGGCGCUCUACGCCUCGACAUCGCCGCCGCGGCGGACACCAAGGCUCCGCAGGCUUGCCGAUCCGCCGGCAUGAUCCGCAGCUACUCGAUGCCCGUCGCCACGCAAGACGAGCACGACGAGCAGCAGCGCAUCAUGGCGCUCGGCCUGUCGCCCAUCGGUCGCUACGCUGCCAACCCGGCGUGGUGGCAGUACGGCUGGCCCUCGCCUGGUGGCGUCAACCACCGUCAUCUGCACCGUGCGCCCGUGCCAGAGAUGCUCGGUCAACGUCGCGGCUCGGCCCAAUCCAAGCUCGCCGCCGUUGUGGCGCCUGCCAUGGGACCCUCGCCGCGCUCGUCAUCGCCCGUGUCGCCGCGACCUAGCAGCCGCUCCAGCAAGACUCACUCGAGCUGCUCGCCCAAAAGCAAGUCCAAGCAUCUCCCUGCCAUUCACCAGCAGACGUUCUCGCGCGCCGCCGCCGCUGCCGCCGCUGGAGCGUCGUCGUCGGCAUCGUCGUCACCCAAGGUCGGUCGUUCGCCGCUGUCGAUGAUCUCGACCAACCUGCCUGCAGUCGAGCCGCACGCGCCCGAGCCCGCCGAGGCGGCGUUCGACAUUGAGAUGGACGCUCUCAACCAGCGCUUUGCGCAGUGGUCGCGCGAGGCGGCGCCCGGCAUCGGCCUCGACGAGGACUACUUCAACCUGGCGCACGACGGCGGUGUGCUGGAUGCGCGCUUCCAGCCCGCCGGCGCUGGCUCGGACUCGUCUGACGAGGCACGCACGCCGCGCGCCGCCUCGCCGCGCCUGCACGCCAAGCCGUCGCUGCUGCUCGACACGCUCGACUUUGUCCACCCAGACCACCUUGCCGGUGGCUCGGAUUGA